GAUAUGUUAAGUCUUAAUAGGCUAAAUGGUGGUGGGACAAAGACGCACUGCUGUACAACAAUUUAAUCAAAGACACAAAAUUAAGUGUAAACAUGCACACUCCCGAGCCAAAACACCUCUGCUGAGUGUUGCCUACUAUAUAUAGUAGUAACCUAUUGGAGAUUAUUGUUUCACAGACGCAAUAUAGAUGAUUGAGACCAGCUGUAAAGUUUUGCUCUCUAACAGAGCGGACUGUUUUCUUACUGGCAGGUCAUGUGGACACCUAACAGCAGCUAACUGUCCAUAUGGGCCUUUUGAGUCUAUCUUGACUCGCAGACUGAUCCAGAUAAUCUUUGUUGGAGGAUUAAAGCAAUGGCCGUAAGGAGGAGGACAUCCUACACGACCUGCAGCUCCUAUAACCUUUCAGCAGGACACAUUUCACCUGCUGACUAUAAUGCAUUCAUCAAAGAGCUCUAGUCACUGGACUCUCUCAGAGUUACUCGGGCAGCGGAGGCUGUUAGGAUUUGGAGCUCUGCUGGCAUGGCUUGUCCUCUUCCAUCUCCUUGUGAACGUCUGGCUCCUCUGCAUCUUCACCAGUCUCUUGGUGGUCCUCGGAGGUUGGCUUGGGUCCCGUGCAGUAUUGGAUGCCAACAGCCAUCUCCACUUGGAACACUUUUUGCCACUUGGCAAAGUGAAUCCACCUCUGUAUUCACCUGAACAUGAGUGGAGGUUGAACCAUGAGAUCCACAGUGCUGUCCACAAAGCGGUGCGUGACUUUGUGUCCUCAUGGUAUCGCACUCUGCUGCCAGAGGUGGAGGGGGAGUUUGAACGUGCAGUGUGCAAUUCGAUGCUGGAGUCAGUGAUGGAGCUAAAGGAGCGAGCAAGGCGAGUGGACAGAAAAGCACUAGUUCAACGGCUUCUAGAGCUGUAUGGCUGUCACCUGCAGAGCUACAUGACGGCAAGGCAGAUACAGUCGACGCAGAGGGAGAGCGUUCAACUCUGGCAGCUUUACAGUGAAGUAGACGCCCCUCACCCAGCUGUUAGCAGUGCAGUUGCUGAGCUCAGCUACUCAAGAGCUCUAGUUAACCUCGUCUUGCAUGUGCUUGUUCCAUAUCCUCAAAUGGAAACCAGGACUGGAGGUUACAUGGUUACAGAGCUCAUCACUUGCAAUGUGCUGCUGCCACUCAUAAGCAGGGUGUCUGAUCCUGACUGGCUAAACCAGACCAUCAUAGAAAUAUUCACCAGGUCCAGAGAACCACAGGAUAUCAAUGUGGAUGAGCUCCCGGUAGGUGCCCUGUACAGAUGCCAGAUCCAGCAAGAGUCUUGGACCACCUGCCGGUCACUGUCAUCUUCUGAUCAAGCAGGCCUCACCAGCAGUAGCACCUCUGACUUUGAUGACCUGCAGAGCCAGAGCACAAUCUGUCAGAGUGAUUCCUCACAGGGCAGCAUGGUUAGCCUGACGUCAACGACUGCUGGUAAAGUCAAAGGUUGCCAUGCAGGUCUGCUCACACCAUGUAAAGUGAACUGCUGUUCACUCACAUCUGGCCAAUACUCCAACUCAUCAGAGUCCAAAGUGCUUUCACUGGACUCCCUAAUUCCGUCAGACUCAGAAGACGACCAAACAGGAGGCUUUUGUGACUGUGGUCCCCCAACCAACUUCUGCAAUGUGAUGACUUUAAAGGAUGACGAGGCUGUCGGCUGCUUCGGUCCACUGAAAAAUCUUGGGCCGAAGGUGGUGGUGCCGGAGGACUCCCUGUGGCCAGCAGGUAUUGCCCAAGAAAAAUCCCCAACUUGUCCGCCAAGAAGGCUUUGUCUAACCCCCUACAACUUUGAUGCUCCGCACAACCCGGCUGCUCCUGUGAACAUCCAGAAUGUGCAAAUUGCUGGCACAGUCACUGCAAAGGAGCAGCGUGGCACUGGCACACAUCCUUACACUCUCUACACUGUAAAGUUUGACACAGUGGCUGAUGCUGAAAACGAUGGCACUUUGCAACCUGUGGCUGGUCACACUGUCAACCGGAGAUACAGCGAGUUCCUCAACUUGCAAACACGUUUAGAGGAGAAGCCCGAAGUCAAGAAAUUAAUCAAGAUGUUAUGUAUUUCAGAUGUCAAAGGCCCAAAGAAAAUUUUCCCUGAUCUCCCAUUUGGCAAUCCUGACAGCGAGAAGGUUGAAGCCCGUAAAAGUCAACUGGACACGUUCCUUAAACAAUUAAACAGCAUUCCUGAGACAGCCAACAGUGAGGACAUGCAGGAGUUCUUGGCUCUAAACUCUGAUGUUUGCACAUAUUUUGGAAGAAAGCCUUUUGUCAAGUCAAGAAUUGAUAAGAUGAUGGAAAAUGCUUUAGACACAUUGAAAACAGCUUUCCCCCAUCCUGAGCCCCUCAGUCCAACCGAAGACCUUGAAGGAGAUGCAGAUGGAAGAACAAUGGACAACAGAAAGUACAGGAGGCUUAUGUUCCCAAGCAAAAUUUCCCCAGCUCUGAACAUACCUGACUUGCAUCCUAAAGUGACAUACUGCUUCAGUGAAGGCAGCGCUGUGCUCAAUGGCAUGUCACUCUCUGGCCUGGAGAGCUUUGUCGUGGAGCAGGAAAGACUUUUAUGUGAGCUAAAUGGGAAGGAGGCCGCCAAGCAGAGAUGUGGGCAGUCUGGCAAAGAGAAGAAGACUUCAGGGAAAAAUCACGGGACAGACACAGCUGUGGCAGAUGUUGCUUUGAACAUCUUGUGUCUGCUGAUGAAGGACCAGUGGAGUUGGCUGUGCACUGAGAACAUACAGAAGACCAUCAGACUGCUCUUUGGCACUUUCAUUGAGAGAUGGUUGGACGUAGGAGUUGCACACCUUACCAGUGCCCCCUGCUGGGUGAUUUACCUACAAGUGCUGCAGGAAGCUGUAUGGCCAGGCGGCACGCUGCCCGCUCAACCAAGGCCAGAGCGCAGUGCCGCAGAAAGAGAGGAAACCAAGGAGCGAUGUCUGGAAUGUCUGAUGCAGCUGCUUCCAGAGCUCAUCACUGACAUGCUGGGCAGUGAAAAAUACAGGCUGAGCUUGGAGACCAUGCUGGAGUCUUUACAGGACCAUCAGAUAAACAAGCAUCUGCUCUACUGCAUCUGUGACCUGCUGCUGGAGUUUCUGGUCCCUGAGUCGUGUGACGAGGACUUCCAGAAGUUUCUGCUGCAGAGUCUGGCUAAAGACACAGAGAGAGACAGUCCUCACUUGUGAUCUGCACGUGACGACACUCUGAUGUCUCACAGUUGUAAGCAAUCGAUGGAUGCUGUGGGGGGUUGUGAUGUAUUCAUAAGGGUCUGUAGUCACCAGAUUCUACAGGCACAGAAUAGUCAUUACCUUAUUGGUCAGCAGUAGUAGGACGCUUGUUUUUCAUCUGUCAUGUGGUUCCACCUGCCUCAGGGAUUUAUAAUAACUUUCCCUUCCUUGUGACUUACUGUCACAUAAAGAUGAGAAAUGUGUGUACAUCUUUGAAACAUUGCUUUUCUUAGGCUUGUUGGUCCACAACUGCAGCCACCCAAUGGGCACGCAACAAGAGGAAAAUGGGAAUGUUCUCAAUAGUUGCGGUAUCAAUAUCAGCACACAAAGUGAACUAUUACUUUAUCAAAUAUCAGCGGCUGUUCCUACAGUAUGUGCCAUUGGUUCAUGGAAUCUGGUGCAAACUAUACAAAUGUAAUAAUUAAUGGUCUAUUAUGCCACCAACACCUGUAGGCAAAACAGGCGUGUGCUCUGUAACUAUUGCUUUUUUAAAAUCAGUUUUUGUUGUUGGUACAUUUAUUUAUUCAUUCAUUCGUUCAGAUCUUAAAAUGUUGCACAGUCUUUCAAUAGAGGUUGCUAAAAUUAUACCUAACAUCAGUGUUUAUGUUUGUGAUUUUCAUCUGAAAUAUUUUUUAUGACAUUUCUAAAUCAUCAGUUCAUGAUAAGUUGUUGUUGAAUUGUUUUGAUCUAGUGGCUUUGAAAUACAUUUUCAGGAGUCCGUUUGUGGUGUUUCUCGAAAA
Molecule: messenger RNA, 3975 nt
Organism: Thunnus maccoyii (southern bluefin tuna)
Lineage: Eukaryota; Metazoa; Chordata; Actinopteri; Scombriformes; Scombridae
Gene: snx19a
Product: sorting nexin 19a
Exons: 12
Coding region: 434-3193 (919 amino acids)
Cellular component (GO): early endosome membrane; intracellular membrane-bounded organelle
Molecular function (GO): phosphatidylinositol binding
Source: RefSeq, a predicted model, not a curated record